Molecule: messenger RNA, 1089 nt
Organism: Chrysoperla carnea
Lineage: Eukaryota; Metazoa; Arthropoda; Insecta; Neuroptera; Chrysopidae
Product: trypsin 3A1-like
Exons: 5
Coding region: 15-998 (327 amino acids)
Biological process (GO): proteolysis
Molecular function (GO): serine-type endopeptidase activity
Source: RefSeq, a predicted model, not a curated record
UAUUUCAUUCCAAAAUGUUGUCAUUUUGUCAAUAUUUUGUGCUAGUAUUAUACAUUGUAUUCGAAUUAUUAAAUGUAGUAAUUGAUGCUAGCUUUGUAAGAUUACCAUCUCAAUUUUUAAGACUAUCUAAUUUUCCAUAUUCUCACCCAUUACGUUAUGGAGGACCAAAUGGUUAUAUUGAUGGACGUAUUGUGGGUGGUGAAUAUACGUUAAUUCGUGAUUUUCCACAUCAGAUUUCACUAAUGUUCAAUUCAAAACAUGUUUGUGGCGGAUCAAUAAUAUCAUCCCGGAUUAUUUUAACUGCGGCACAUUGCAGUUUAAAUGGAGCUCCUACGUCCUAUUCAGUUCGAGCUGGCUCAACAUUUCGUGGUACUGGAGGUGUUGUGAUACGUGUCGAAAGUAUCGAAGUUCACAAUUUAUAUAAUGCUUUAAUUACCGAUUAUGAUGUGGCCAUAUUGAAGUUAGAAAAACCAUUAAGUUUUUCACGAGAAAUUCAGCCUGUAACAUUGGCUACUGAAGAUGAUCGAAAUGCUGCAAACAAUAUAGGAACCGUCACAGGAUGGGGUGAUUCGACUUUAAAUAAUUAUUACCUACAAAGAGUGAAUGUUCCAAUUAUGAAUCAAGAGGAUUGCGAAAAAGCGUUUAAGGGCCGGGAAGUUAUCACAAAUCGAAUGUUUUGUGCAUCAUAUUUGGAUAAUAAUGGUCGUGACGCAUGUCAAGGGGACUCAGGUGGACCAUUUACAGUAAAUUAUAAAUUAUAUGGUAUAACAUCUUGGGGCUAUGAAUGUGGAUCUGUACGAUACCCUGGUGUUUAUGUACGCCUUACAGAUCCUGGCAUUACAAGUUGGAUCUUGCAGAAAUUAGAACAGCAUAAAGAUGAAAAUGAUACUAAAAAUAUCAAUUUGCUCCCAAGUGUUGAAAAAAAAGCAAAAGAAUCUGAAGACAGUCAGGAUCACCAUCCUAGCAAGAAUAAUUAUCAUAGCAAAGGAAGAAACUAGUUGAUGUUUAUCCAACAUUUGUUUAUGGCUAGCGUCAAUAUUUUACAAAUACAUUGUGUUCACCCUAGCGUCGAUUUCAACGCACGUUACA